AAAUCCGUCAAAUCAAUUGAAGGGCGCCCAUAUUAAUCCCAAUUCGCUGCUGCGACGAGGUAAUCAAAGAGAGGAAGAGAAAACGAAGUAAGCCAAUCUGCUAGAAAGGCUGGCGAUUGACUGGGGAAUUCCGUCGAACACAUGGUGGCGAAGCAGUUGAUCAUUGCUGUUGAAGGCACAGCUGCCAUUGGGCCCUUCUGGCAGACUAUCGUCUCCGACUACUUAGAUAAGAUCAUUCGAUGUUUCUGUGGGAAUGAUUCGAUGGGUCAGAAGCCAUCAACCCCACAAGUGGAGCUAUCACUGGUCGUGUUCAACUCGCAUGGUCCAUACAGUGCUUGCCUCGUGCAGCGGAGUGGUUGGACUAGAGACAUGGAAUUAUUGUUUCACUGGCUCUCAGCUAUUCCAUUUGCAGGUGGUGGUUUCAAUGAUGCUGCAAUUGCUGAAGGGCUAGCUGAAGCUUUAAUGAUGUUCUCUACCUCAAAUGGAAACCAAAAUCAAAAUAUUGAGUCACAAAGACAUUGUAUCCUUGUUGCUGCGAGCAACCCUUACCCAUUGCCAACACCUGUAUAUCGACCGCAACCCCAGCAUAUAGAGCAGAGCGACAAUAUUGAAACACCAACAGAUAAUCGUCUAUCUGAUGCAGAGGCGUUAGCAAAAGCAUUUGCUCAGUCCGCUAUCUCUUUGUCUGUUAUUUGUCCAAAGAAGCUACCCAAACUUGGAGCUAUCUACAAUGCGGGAAAGAGCAAUCCACGAGCCGCAGAUCCACCUCCAGAUAAUGUUAAAAAUCCUCACUUCCUUGUCCUCAUCUCAGAUAAUUUCAUGGACGCCCGUGCUGCUUUAAGUAGAUCUGGAAUGUUAAAUUUGCCAUCAAAUCAAAACCCUGUGAAGAUGGAUGUGACGCCUGCUGGACCUGCCCCUCCAAUUUCCGGACCACCUAUGGCAUCUGUUCCGUCAGCAAAUGGAUCUGUCAUGAGUCGCCAACCAAUAUCUGUCGGGAAAAACAUCCCUCCUGCAACUGUAAAAGUGGAACCGACCACUGUGCCCUCUGCAACCGGGCCUGCAUUUCCACAUAAUUCAUCUGUCGCUAGGCCUGCUUCUCAAGCUGUUGCAAGCUUACAAACUUCUUCACCAAUAUCAACGUCACAGGAAAUGACUCCAAACAAUGAAAAUGCUCAAGAUAUGAAACCUCUUGUAAACAAUAUGGCGCCCACCUUGCGUCCAGUUGGUGGUGCAGCAGCAAACGUGAGAAUUUUGAAUGAUGUGGCACAAGCACGUCAAGUCCUAGCUAAUGGGACCUCUAUUGGACUUCCUUCUAUGGGUGGUACACCUAUGCUGUCAAAUAUGAUGUCGAGUGGAAUGGCAUCUUCAGUACCUCCUGCUCAAACUCUAAUGUCGUCGGGUUCAUCGGUUGUCGCAACAAUUACCGGAUCAUUGCCAAUACCAGCAACUGCCCAGGUUGCUCCAAACUCAGGUUCUGCACCAUUUACUUCAACAGCUGCCACCGUGCCUGGAAAUUCUAGCCUUGGCAUGUCACAACCUUUGAGUAAUCUUCAAGUAAGUGGUAGUAUGGGUCAAACGCUCCCUGGCAUGAGCCAAGGGAAUCUCCCCACCACACAAAUGGCACAGACAGGAACGGGUAUGAAUCAGAACAUGAUGAGUGCUGGCGGUGCGUCUGGUAUGUCUUCUGGAAAUGGCAACAUGAUGCCUACUCCAGGAAUGUCCCAGCCGAUGCAACCAGGAAUGCAGCCUGUUGGUGUGAAUGGUUCUUCGGUAAAUAUGCCCAUGAAUCAGCAGACAUCAAGUGCAAUGCCGUCAGCACAGUCAAAAUAUGUUAAAGUCUGGGAGGGAAACUUGUCAGGACAGCGUCAAGGCCAGCCUGUUUUCAUUACUAGACUGGAGGGAUACAGGAAUGCCUCAGCUUCUGAGACGCUUGCUGCAAAUUGGCCUCCGACAAUGCAGAUAGUUCGCCUGAUAUCCCAGGACCAUAUGAAUAACAAGCAAUACGUUGGAAAGGCCGAUUUUCUAGUUUUUCGUGCAAUGGAUCAGCAUGGAUUUCUUGGUCAGCUUCAAGAAAAGAAACUUUGUGCAGUAAUUCAGUUACCAUCCCAGACACUGCUGCUCUCGGUUUCUGACAAAGCAUACCGCCUGAUUGGAAUGCUUUUCCCUGGGGAUAUGGUGGUGUUUAAGCCUCAAAUACCCAAUCCUCAGCAGCAACUUCAAGCACAGCAGCACCAGCAUCUACAGCAGCAGCAACCGCUCCAACAAAUGCAGCAGCAGCAGCAGCAACCGCUUCAGCAGAUGCAGCAGCAACCAGUUCAGCAGAUGCAGCAGCAACCAGUCCAGCAAAUACAGCAGCAGCAGCAACAACCGCUCCAGCAAAUGCAGCAGCAGCAGCAGCAGCAACCAGUUCAGCAAAUGCAGCAGCAAUCGCUCCAGCAGAUGCAGCAGCAGCAACCACAACUGCAGCAACAGCAGCCCCUCGGGCAGAUGCAGCAGCAGCAGCAGCGACCCCUCAUGGCACUUCAGCAGCAACAGCCUAUGAUGCAGCCACUUCAGCAACAGCAGCCGAUGUCCCAGCUGCAACAGCAGCAAAUCCCUCAAAUGCAACAACAGCCGCAGCAACAGAUGGUUGGUACGGGUAUGAAUCAAGCGUAUAUGCAAGGUCCUGGACGAUCCCAGUUACUGUCCCAAGGACAAGUUUCGUCACAAGGUGCUCCGAACAUGCCUGGAGGAAACUUCAUGAGUUAACAAUACUUUCUACUUGCUAUUAGUUUGUGUAGGUUCAUCUUUUGGUAGCUUUCAUUUAGCCUUCGUCUAAGAAAUUACUUGUAUGACAUGAUUUCUUUUUUUACUGAUUACUGCUGCUUGUGCUUGAGGCAGAGGGUUUGUUUUUCAUUUGUAUCUGGUACAGCUUGUUCAUCUUAUAAUGUGAUUUUUGUUUGUGUCAAGUCAACAUUGUACCUUCUUUUUUAAUGGAUAUAAUUUCUCUUGUA
This is a messenger RNA of Salvia miltiorrhiza (redroot sage), 2993 nucleotides long. RefSeq names its product mediator of RNA polymerase II transcription subunit 25. Gene Ontology annotation, biological process: positive regulation of transcription by RNA polymerase II. Bases 142 to 2748 code for a protein of 868 amino acids. Gene Ontology annotation, cellular component: transcription regulator complex; mediator complex. The record is from RefSeq and is a predicted model, not a curated record. Lineage: Eukaryota; Viridiplantae; Streptophyta; Magnoliopsida; Lamiales; Lamiaceae. The transcript is spliced from 15 exons.